Molecule: messenger RNA, 2122 nt
Organism: Apis florea (little honeybee)
Lineage: Eukaryota; Metazoa; Arthropoda; Insecta; Hymenoptera; Apidae
Product: glutathione hydrolase 1 proenzyme
Biological process (GO): glutathione catabolic process
Cellular component (GO): plasma membrane
Molecular function (GO): glutathione gamma-glutamate hydrolase
Source: RefSeq, a predicted model, not a curated record
UACGUGUGACAUAGAUAUGUGUACGUGUAUAUAGUAAAUACGACGUAAAUACGAUCAAAGCAAUUGUUCGUUUCGAUCAUUUAAAUUGAUAAAAAAAGAAAAAAAAAAAAAAAAGAAAAGAAAGAAAAAAAAACAAAGACGAUCAGUUUUUAUCGGGAUUCAGAAGUAAAUGUAAACUAUACGAAUAUAAAUAACACUUAAAAAAGAUGUUAUCAACGAAAUAUUUUCCUUACAAAUUGUUUUGGAACCGGACAGUUUCUAACGCAAUUUUUUUCCAUGAAGAUUAAAGACAAAGAAGCUUCUAAUAUUUGGGGUGAGCAUCGCUAUAAUUCUAGCUAUGGUCCUAACGAUAAUAAUCGUAUUAUUCGUUAAUAAUUCAGAAACGAUCUCUAAUGGAAGCUCGUACUUUGGAAGAUACAAAAAGGCUGCAGUGUCCACACACGGGCAAGAAUGCGCCGAGAUAGGUGUCGGCAUGUUAAAUAAAGGUGGAUCGGCAGUCGAUGCGGCUAUUGCUGCGCUCUUAUGCGAGGGAGUUGCGUCUUUGCAUAGUAUGGGAUUGGGCGGUGGAUUUUUAAUGACCAUUUGGGACGCAUCUAACAAAACUGCCGUUUAUUUGGAUGCGAGGGAGGUAGCUCCAUCUGACGCGAAUGAGACCAUGUUUCAUGGGGAUCCUCAAUUAGCGAUGUUUGGCGGCUUAGCCGUUGCAGUACCGGGCGAGCUUCUUGGUUAUUGGGAAGCCCAUAAAAAAUAUGGGAAAUUGAAAUGGUUCGAUCUAUUCGAGCCAAUUAUUUCUCUGUGCACCACCGGAUCAAUCGUGACUAAAUAUUUGGAAUCAUAUCUGAGCAGUAAAGAAUCGUCGAUAAGGGCGGAAAAAUCGUUGGCCGAAAUCCUUAUAAAUCCCACUACCAAUUCGUUGUGGAAGGUAGGCGAUAGAAUAAAAAGACCACGUUUGGCAGAAACGUUGAAAUUGAUCGCGUUCAAUGGGCCCGAUGUAUUUUACAAUGGCAGUAUGACCGAUAAUUUAGUGAAAGAGAUCGGUGCUUUCAAAGGUAUCAUAAAGAAGGAGGAUUUCGUAAAUUAUAAAGUAAAAUGGAGGAAACCGAUUAAAUCAACGGUAGGGGAUUUAACUAUCUAUACCGCACCGCCACCUGGUUCAGGAGCGCUCGUAACUUUUAUUAUGAAUGUUCUCUACGGUAUAAUUCCAAACCAGGACAACAGAAUUACAUGGCAAAACAUAAUCGAGACGUUUAAAUGGACUUAUGCUAAAAGAACGAAAUUAGCUGAUCCUGAUUUCGUCAAUAUCAGCGAAGUACUUAAUAAUUUGACAUCUGUCGAUUAUGCAAAUAUGAUUCGAAAGAAAAUUAAGAUAAACGAGACGAGUAACGAUCCCACUUAUUAUGGUGCUAUUACUGUUCCACCAGACGAUUCAGGAACGUCUCACAUCUCUGUCUUGGCUCCCGAUGGAUCUGCCGUAUCCGUCACAUCAACGAUAAAUCAAGUUUUUGGAGCAAUGAUACGUUCAGAAUCGACUGGCAUAAUAUUUAACGAUGAAAUGGAUGAUUUUAGUUCCCCAAAUAUAACUAAUGCAUUCGGUGUACCACCUUCGCCAGCAAAUUUUAUUAAGCCUGGAAAAAGACCUUUGAGUUCUAUGAGCCCGACAAUUGUUGUAGAUAAAGAUGAACAUGUCCGUUUAGUAAUUGGUGCUGCAGGUGGAACUAAAAUCAUCACCUCAAUUGCAACAGCAAUGAUAUUAAAUCUUUGGUCAGGAUAUGAUAUAAGACAAGCUGUUGAUGUACCUAGAAUUCAUCAUCAACUAUUACCAAUGAUUGUUCAACAUGAACAAGGAUUUUCUACAGACAUAUUAAAUUAUUUAUCGAAUAUUGGACAUAAUAUUACAGCUUAUACGGGAAUUGGUAGUGCAAUUACGGCUAUAUCUAAACAGAAUGGAGAAAUAUUUGCUACUUCGGAUUUUCGAAGAGAAGGAAGAACUGCUGGUUUUUAAGUUUUUUAUCCAUGAACAAAAUAGUAAAUAAAAUGACUCAGCGCAGAUAGAUAAGAAAUAAUGUUGCGAUAUACACAAGCAAUACGACAUUGUUGUGAUCAAAAAUUGAUUUACGUUUCU